Molecule: messenger RNA, 1521 nt
Organism: Fusarium redolens
Lineage: Eukaryota; Fungi; Ascomycota; Sordariomycetes; Hypocreales; Nectriaceae
Product: zinc-finger of mitochondrial splicing suppressor 51-domain-containing protein
Exons: 2
Coding region: 1-1521 (506 amino acids)
Biological process (GO): mitochondrial respiratory chain complex IV assembly
Cellular component (GO): extrinsic component of mitochondrial inner membrane
Source: RefSeq, a predicted model, not a curated record
AUGGAGCCAACUCUGAGGAAAGCAGCCUCGAGCAUCUGCGGGCAAUGUUCUGCAACUGUUCGGAGGCAAUUGGCCUCUGGAGCGGCAGCUAAGCCGUGGAUGAGGAUAUCAGCCCAUCAUGUCCGCAGACACUCAACUAUCAAGGACCAGAAAGGAGCCGCCCCUGCGCCCAAGAACCGAGACUUUUCAACUUCCUCAGUAACACAAUCUGAGGCCACCGCAUCUGUCACCAACAAGUCGUCUCCGUCGCCAUUACGCCUGAGUCAAGAUAACCUCUUUCAUCCGUUUUCAAAGUCACCAGUACCAGAGUUCCGGCAACGAGCUGCUUUUAUGCGACAGCAUGCCUACUGCCCUCACCCCGAUCAUCAGCAAACGAAGCUUCCUACCAUUGCCCCGAAACCCGAGGAUCCUGAGGCUGCUAAAGGAACCCAGCCACCCCAGCACGUGAACUUUGAAUGCCCAGACUGUGGCUUACCAGUUUAUUGCUGCGAGGAACAUUGGAUGGAUGAUUACGAAAAGCACUUGGAAGUUUGCGACACUCUUCGACAAAUUAAUGAAGAUGACCACGAUUUGCGCUCUGGCCGAGUAUUCGAAGAAGGCAACCUCCCAGAUCUCCAGAUGGAACAUGCGGCUAUCAACAUGACAAAUUGGGAUACUUUCAUGUAUACACGAGAGUUUGAUGCCGUCAACUCUGAUCGUCAGAUGAGACAGAUCACCCGGCUUCUGACCUACCCCGUGACCAUUGGCAGUAUUCUACAUGAGCUUAGCCCUUACAGUAUCAAGGCAGGAGAGCGAAUGACUACAGAGGGACUGAAGAGUUUCAGCGCAUUGCGAUACAACUUACAUCCUCCCAAGUCAGGUCGAGGAACCGGUGUUGGCGAGCUCAAACCUGAGGCCCCGGCUGUGAGAAUUUUCAUUCUGGGAGCUCGUGCUGAGUCUUCACUCCCUCGACCUGCUUGGGUUCAGCUGGCACAUAUGUUCCCCGAAGCCAGACUACACCUCAUCUUUGUUGGACCUGAAAGCAUGGCCAACCGUGACGAUGAGUUCCCGUUGCCAGAACGCACCCCUUCAAACCCCUUUGGAGCCGUGGUAGAGGAUCGCGUCUGGUACAAGAUGAAGAUAAGUACAAUUGUGGAUUACUACCAUACAGUCCACCAGACUCAGCACUUUGCACCAUAUGAUCCUUACUUCGACUGCUUUGUGCUAUUCCACCCUGGUCUGGGCCACCCUGCAAGCAGCCACGAGUGGGAAGAAACCCUCCCCCUUCUCCUUGAGACCAAGAUCCCCAUCAUCAGCACGGGAUAUACCCAGUUUGACAUGGAGCGCGACGUCGAGUGGGUGAACAAGAAGUCGAAGGGAGAGUUUGAUAUCCUUCUGCAGCCUGGAGAGAACGUUUUCAGGAGUCUUCGAUGGGAUCUGAACGACAUGGAUCCUCAGGACAUCAGCUGUGGUAACUGGGGGGUGUGGGCAUUCCGUGGUAAGAGGUAUGUUGUUGUCAAUCGAUUGUUGAAAACGAGCUGA